UGUUAUUGUAUUCAUCCGCUCAGUCGCAGUAGUGAAACCUAAAGGAAAAAAAAACAUACGCUGUUGCCGAAGCUACCGAAACGUUGGGUAGCUUAAUAAGCGCUGAGAAGCAAUACACGCAGGAAUCCCGAACGGAGGUCCCGGAGUCCUGUCAGAGAAGCCAGAAUGAAGUUUCAGUACAAAGAAGAGUAUCCGUUUGAGAAGAGACGGUCAGAAGGCGAAAAGAUAAGAAAGAAGUACCCGGACAGGGUGCCAGUUAUUGUGGAGAAAGCCCCUAAAGCCAGGAUAGGCGAUUUGGACAAAAAGAAGUACCUGGUCCCUUCUGACCUUACAGUGGGUCAGUUCUACUUCCUCAUCCGGAAACGAAUCCAUCUGCGAGCUGAGGAUGCCCUUUUCUUCUUCGUUAACAAUGUCAUUCCUCCUACGUCCGCUACCAUGGGCCUGCUAUACCAGGAGCACCAUGAGGAGGACUUCUUCCUCUACAUUGCCUACAGUGACGAGAGUGUCUAUGGUGGGAGCCAGAGAGAAAUCUAACGUUAUCACCCCUGUCCCUAACUACCAACCCUGCCCCUUCUAUCACUCAAAACUCAGUUUGGCAGGCUAGCGUUCCAGAGAAAAGACAAAUGCACUAUAUCAUCCCCAAGCCUCUGUCACUGUUCCUGCAGCCUGAAUUUUAUUUACUUAUUAUUAUUAUUAUUAUUUUUUUUUUCUUAUUCAGUCUUUGAUACCAUGGUUUUUCCAUUAAGGUUACUUCUAAGUAACUUCUAAUUACUAUUUUUGAUUAUUAUUAUUAUUUUUAAUCAAAAUUGUUAGUUCUAUUACUCUAAAAUUAAUGAUAAGCCGAACAUCUUAUUAAUAUGAGUGCUGGCUUAAGGUUACUACAAAUCAAGGUUAGGUUUACAUAGUCUGUCAUUUGUGGGUUAAAAUGAACACUUGAAAUCACUUCUGUCCUUGGAAUUUCAUGUCUGUAACUCUAUAAAACUCAAUAAAUGUGAGAUGUGACAGCGUCCUUCAGCGAAAGUAAAACAUCUUGAACAGUUUGCAUAAUUUGAAAUAUGAACACCAUAGAAUAAAAUUCAGAUUGAACAAUCUUCCUUCUUUGUGGUUCUGCUUUCAAUUGUAUAUGCUGUACUUAUUUUUAGCCCUCAAUUUCCUAAGCUUAGAAGAAUUUAAGUUUAUGUAAAGAUUUGUGCACGUUUAUACUUUUUUUGUUGUUGUUGACCAUAGCUCUGUAUGCAGCUGCGCUUGUGACCAUAUAAACUUGACAAAAACCAAA
This is a messenger RNA of Conger conger (European conger), 1276 nucleotides long. RefSeq names its product gamma-aminobutyric acid receptor-associated protein-like. The coding region runs from base 166 to 534 and encodes 122 amino acids. The record is from RefSeq and is a predicted model, not a curated record. Gene Ontology annotation, biological process: autophagy of mitochondrion; autophagosome assembly; macroautophagy. Gene Ontology annotation, molecular function: ubiquitin protein ligase binding; GABA receptor binding. The transcript has 4 exons. Lineage: Eukaryota; Metazoa; Chordata; Actinopteri; Anguilliformes; Congridae. Gene Ontology annotation, cellular component: cytosol; autophagosome; autophagosome membrane.